GCGCGUCUUCUUUCUCUCCCUCUCUCUUCUCCCCCCCGCUAGCAAAAUGUUCAUCGGGGGACUGAGCUGGCAAACGACGCAAGAAGGCUUGCGGGAGUAUUUCAGCCAGUUUGGCGAAGUGAAGGAGUGCCUGGUGAUGAGGGAUCCGCUGACCAAGCGAUCCAGAGGAUUCGGUUUCGUCACCUUCAUGGACCAAGCGGGGGUGGACAAGGUUCUGGCCCAAUCCAGACAUGAGCUGGACUCCAAGACGAUUGACCCAAAGGUGGCAUUUCCACGCCGGGCGCAGCCGAAGAUGGUGACGCGAACGAAGAAAAUCUUUGUGGGAGGCCUCUCUGUGAACACCACGGUGGAGGACGUGAAACAGUACUUUGAGCAGUUUGGGAAGGUGGACGACGCCAUGCUGAUGUUUGACAAGACGACCAACAGGCACCGAGGCUUUGGAUUUGUCACUUUUGAAAGCGAAGACAUUGUGGAGAAAGUCUGCGAGAUCCACUUCCACGAAAUCAACAACAAAAUGGUGGAAUGCAAAAAAGCUCAGCCAAAGGAAGUCAUGUCCCCCACUGGCUCGGCAAGAGGGCGAUCCCGGGUGAUGCCUUACGGGAUGGACGCUUUCAUGCUUGGAAUCGGCAUGUUGGGUUACCCAGGGUUUCAGGCGGCCACCUAUGCCAGCCGAAGCUACACAGGCAUCGCGCCCGGCUAUACCUACCAGUUUCCCGAAUUCCGGGUAGAACGGACCCCCCUCCCGAGUGCCCCUGUUCUCCCCGAGCUCACAGCCAUCCCCCUCACGGCGUACGGACCGAUGGCAGCGGCGGCCGCGGCGGCGGCUGUGGUGCGCGGGACAGUCCUCCUUCCCCCCCUAGGUUCCACCCCGAGUCGCACUGGGGGGUUCCUGGGCACCACCAGCCCGGGCCCGAUGGCGGAGCUGUACGGAGCGGCCAAUCAGGAUUCAGGAGUCAGCAGCUACAUCAGCACGGCCAGUCCCGCCCCAAGUACCGGUUUCGGCCACAGCCUAGGGGGACCUUUGAUUGCAACAGCAUUUACUAACGGUUACCACUGAAGCUGAGGACCAAGAAAGAAUGAGAUUCUCCAGCAAGCAAACCAAGGACCGCGAGCUGGAGGAUCCGGCCGAACUUGAGGGACAAGCCAAGAUUUCACUGUAGUCCAUAAAACUGCACCCUGGAGGCGGUUGGCCAGCUCCGCUCUCUCCUGUGACCGGAAAGCACUGGAUUUGAACACAGGGGAGACCUUGGUCUCCUCUUAUUAACUGCAGGCCGUUUACACUUCUCCCCGAACCCCCUGCCCCCCUGAUUCUUCUUUUCUUUAUUUUGUUAGCCGGUUAGUUCUUAUUCUUAUUUUUUAAUC
Messenger RNA from Pogona vitticeps (central bearded dragon), 1362 nucleotides. The record is from RefSeq and is a predicted model, not a curated record. NCBI's taxonomy places the organism in Eukaryota, Metazoa, Chordata, Lepidosauria, Squamata, Agamidae.